Molecule: messenger RNA, 3324 nt
Organism: Melopsittacus undulatus (budgerigar)
Lineage: Eukaryota; Metazoa; Chordata; Aves; Psittaciformes; Psittaculidae
Gene: TMEM200A
Product: transmembrane protein 200A
Exons: 2
Coding region: 265-1740 (491 amino acids)
Source: RefSeq, a predicted model, not a curated record
GCAGUCCCCGGUCGGCGGGCGUCCUCCUUCGGCUUGCAGUGACCGCCCCGGCCCUUUUGCCUGACUGUUCACUAUGCCUACCCCCGCCCGCGUCUCGCCGAGGACGGUACCGGGGAAGGGCGAGGGGAGCCGCCGCCCUGUCACUCCCUGAGCCAGCCGCCGCCUCACCGGAGAAGCUCUGUGUGUUACGGGUGCCGCGCAGCCCCGCCGGGCGCUGAGGGCUGCCGAUACCUCGCGCCUCCCCAGAGGGCACAAUAUAGAACUAUGAUAGCAACCGGAGGAGUCAUAACAGGACUGGCUGCCUUAAAAAGGCAAGACUCUGCAAGAUCUCAGCAACAUAUAAAUCUUUCUACAGCUCCAGCUACUGAGGAGAAGAAACCAGUUAGAUGCCGGCCUAGGGCAGAUGUAGUUAUUGUCAGGGGCAAAAUCCGUCUCUAUUCUCCAUCGGGAUUCUUCCUUGUUUUGGGAGUGCUUAUCGCAUUCUUUGGAAUUGCAAUGGCCAUCCUUGGAUACUGGCCCCAAAAGGAACAGCUUUUAGGAUCUGAAGAUAAUCUCUCUGUAAAUGAAACCCAAGUCUUGAGAAGCCAAGGAAGCAUUUUACUUCGUUUCUUUGAACAGCAUGUGCACUCGGAUAAGAUGAAAAUGCUGGGUCCUUUUACUAUGGGCAUUGGAAUCUUCAUUUUUAUUUGUGCAAAUGCCAUUCUGCAUGAAAAUCGUGACAAGGAAACAAGAAUCAUACACAUGAGAGACAUAUACUCCACUGUAAUAGACAUCCACACACUGAGGAUCAAGGAACAAAAGCAGCUGAGUGGUGCCUUCACUGGCUUGUUGGGGGAAGGAGAACUCGGGCACAGCGGGAGCUUGUGUGCUUCACGGCUGGCUGCAAACACAGUUGCACCUUUCUCUGGCUUCAAGAGUAAUUUUAGAAUGGAUAGUUCUGCUGAAGAAGAUGAGACUGCCCUAAAUGAAGACAGAACUACUGGUAGCCUCCUGCCACCUCUGCUGACAGAGCAAUCUGGUUCAGUCUUUGGACUUUACCCUCACUCCAGCAAGGCUUCAGAUGACAAAAACACUAGCUCUAUAAAGUGUGAAACAAAAUCCAUUGUGUCAUCUUCAAUUAGUGCUUUCACUCUACCAGUAAUUAAACUGAAUAACUGUGUUAUUGAUGAACCCAGUAUAGACAACAUAACUGAGGACUCGGAGAUUACUAGGAGUCGGUCUAGAAAUCUGUCGAUGGAUUCUCUGGCUAUUCCACUAACUGAUACCAAUGAAUCCUAUAGACCAGCCUCUACCAUGCUGCCAAGACACAAUUCUUUUGGGGACAGUCCAUCUGAUCAGUUCAAAUCUUCUAUGACUCUUGGACCAAGCACAGGAAAGCUUUUAUCUCCUGGUGCUGCCAGGAAACAGUUUGGGUCCAAUGCAUCUUUGCAUCUUCUGUCUUCACAUUCAAAGUCCCUGGACUUGGACAGGGGUCCGUCUAUGCUCACUGUCCAAGCUGAACAAAGGAAGCACCCUAGCUGGCCCAGACUGGAUCGGAGCAACAGUAAAGGAUAUAUGAAACUAGAAAACAAAGAGGACCCAAUGGAUAGGUUACUUGUGCCACAAGCGGCAGUCAAGAAAGACUUUACUAAUAAGGAAAAACUUCUUAUGAUAUCAAGAUCUCAUAAUAAUUUGAGUUUUGAACAUGAUGAGUUUUUGAGUAACAACCUGAAGAGAGGAACUUCUGAAACAAGAUUUUAAUAUUUAAAUUGCAAUAUAGAAGAUGUCACACAGUAUUUUUUAAAAAACAUUUUGACAAGUGUUUCCUUUUCAGUGACACUAGUACUAGCCUGUUUUUAACCAAAUGCUUAAUAUAGCCCAUCAAAACUGGUUUGUGUGAACAGAGAUCUUCAUCUUUGUAAUGUCAGGUUUUUUGUCUUAGUAACAUCCAGCUGCAAUACUGUACAUUAUCAAUUGCUCAGAGAGUUUUGGUAGAACUGAUUCUAAUUUUCCCUGAGUCAUUAUUGCUUUUGUUCUAUAUAAGCAUGCUAUCUUUUAUCAAUUGACUCCAGAAGUCUGCAUUAGGAAAAAAGCUCCAUUUACCUGUAGGUUCUAUCUAUUUCAUAACUGCAACAGUCUGAAAACAGUGCUUGCAGUCUGGAAUGGGAAGUGAACAGGAGCACACCCUGGAAUUGUCAAAUCCAGGCCUAUAUCCUAGGUGUUGUCUUUUACAUACGGUACAUCUUGGUAACUUCAGUCUUGCCAUUGUCAUUGUGAGAAACUUGUUUACAUAUUGGGAUGGGUGGAUAAAAAGGAGUGGGUAUAAUUAAAAACAUUUUUGUAAAUUCAUUGUAAUUGGUCGAGUUGAAUACCAGUGUUGUGAAUUAUUAACUAUGCUUUGUACAAUAAUCUUACUACGUCCACUGUAAUUUAAUCUUGUAAUUCUGGGAAAACAUAUAUAAAGUAAGAAAUCUGAAAAUUCUUCUGGGAUUAGUUAUCUAACCCACUUUGAUUGGCAGCAGUUUUAAAAUAAAAAUAUACAUAUUCAAUUAAAAUCAUAGGAACACGAUGAAUGCCAACAGGAUUUUAGAAACAUAGUGUAUAAUAAGAUUAUAUUGUGACAUGCAUCUGAAGAGAAUAAUGGAAAAUGAAUAUAUUGCCUCUCAUUACAAUAACAAGAAGUUAAAUAGCUUGAUCUCUGUGUUCAAAAUACCGAUACAAAGCAUACAGUUCAAUAUGUAUACUAACAAAGAAUGAAAGACCUUUGACUAAAUUUUGAUUUCCGUAUUUCACAUAAUUAUUGGUGUGAUGGUUCACUGAAGGUUUAGCUGUGGCAAUUUGCAUUACAAGAUUUUGCAAAAGGAAGUGACAUUUAAAACAAUGUUUUUCUCAGCAAGCUGAGCUUCACAGUUGACAGUUGUAUUACUAAAGAAAAUGAAAAUUUGAAUGUGCAUACCAGAAGGUUUUCAUGUAUUUCACUAAGGUAUUUAGUCCACAAUCCUGCCAUGACAGCCGUGCUAGAGAAUGUCACUUCAAGUGACAUUUGUUGCAAGGCUCACCUAACAGGAUGUUGGUCUUAAUUGGUUGGUUUUGAUAUUUUUACUUAAUCUAAAUACUCAGGAAUUCUUUUUAAUGGCUUUUCCCAAAAAGAAUAAAACCUGUUAAAACGUGGUUGUUCUUCAUUUACUUUGAUUAUGGAAGAUCAAAGAUGAAAAUGCCCUCUCUUUUUUUAAUAUUAAACUCCGUAUUUCAACUGCGUGAUGUUUAUGUAUCAGGAGCAUUACUCGCUCAGUGAAUUGAGGCAUAGUGUUAACUGUUAGAACCUCAAGCCUAUAUAUUGUAAAA